Molecule: messenger RNA, 601 nt
Organism: Notodromas monacha
Lineage: Eukaryota; Metazoa; Arthropoda; Ostracoda; Podocopida; Cyprididae
Source: the annotation of a GenBank genome assembly
UUGUGUACGUCUCUGCAGAAAAAGUGUCCAUUAUGUUGAUCUCGAGUGGUGGUUAUUAACGAGCGCUUGUAACAUGUCUCGUUCUGCGACUCGCUUGGCAAAUCUUUCUUCAAAAACACAGCAGCGUUCUCGAUCCAAACCUUCAUUUUACGGAGAGAAAGCGUCUAGAGACACAGGCCCCAUUAUACCACACCAUGAAGCUAUUCCUGAGUCACCGGGCACCAGAAUUCCUCCUUUGCAGAGCCCAAACCGUUUUGGUUUCAUCGGAGUGAGACGAUCUGGAUAUUCGCCAGCCCGGAGCAGCAGCAGCAGCGGGGAUACGGUUGAACACCCGCAGAUUAUAUGCAAACGGUCGAUGGAACCUCCUGUGGCUCUUGCUGUGUUACACGAGCAGAAUGCGCGGGACGGGCCUCGUCCUGGGAAGACCAAGCAACAUCGUCCUGCGAUUGCUCCUCAUACCUUCCCGCCUCCUCAACCAGCGAAUGGUGUUCGUCAGCAUAGCUUUGCAGUCCCUCGUGUUCCCAAGGCAGCUUUAAGAAAUGGUGAGUUGAUUUUCAUCUCUGUUUCCUUAUCUUUCCUCGCCGUCAAGGUCGCGUGGUGA